This is a messenger RNA of Anguilla rostrata (American eel), 8224 nucleotides long. RefSeq names its product DENN domain-containing protein 4B-like. The coding region runs from base 320 to 4813 and encodes 1497 amino acids. Gene Ontology annotation, molecular function: protein binding. Gene Ontology annotation, cellular component: cytoplasmic vesicle. Gene Ontology annotation, biological process: regulation of Rab protein signal transduction. Lineage: Eukaryota; Metazoa; Chordata; Actinopteri; Anguilliformes; Anguillidae. The record is from RefSeq and is a predicted model, not a curated record. The transcript has 29 exons.
UCUAUCUCACAUUAUUGACGCAGGCAGAGCCCAGCUAGCUGGCUAGCGGAUAAACGUUGGAUGAGGUACUUUUGUUAGACCCUCUAUGGUCGGCAGAAGGAGGCCCGUGACCCCUCCCAACUUAGCUGCGACCGACCAGUCUAGUCUCCCGCAUCCUUUAGAGUUGAAGAAAUAGGUUUUAGUGGUAAUGAAGACACCAUAAUUCGUUUAUGGACGUAAAAUACUUCAUCAUGACCUAAACCGUUAGAGAAAUGACAUUUACAGAGCGCCACCGAAGCUGCCAGCAAGCAUUACGUGCAGUGGCGGGCAGGCAGGCGGCAUGACUGAGGAGAAAUGUCCGCAGCUGGUCGAUUACUUCGUGGUGGCUGGGCUGGCCGGGAGGUCGGCCCCCCUGGACGAGGAGGGGCAGCAGAGGGGGGGCCGGGCGGUGGAGCCGGUGACGGACCUGGCGGUGAUCGCCCGGGGGCUGGGGGAGGAGGUGCCGGAGGGCUUCACCUGCAUCGAGAAGACCCAGGGGGGCCACCCGGCGGAGCUGAGCGCCGGGUUCAUCAACAACCCCCACAUGUUCCUCUGCUACAGGAGGGGCCACGACAAGGCCCCCAUCCUGGACCUGGGGGUGCUGUACGAGGGCAGGGAGCCGGCCAAGCCCAGCUGGCAGGUGAUCGAGACCACGCCCUACAGCCGCUCGGCCAAUCUGAGCUCCGGGGGGCCGGCCACGCACCGCACCUUCCUGACGUACCGGCGCGCCCCCGACUCGCAGGCCCUCAACACGCUGGGCAUCACCGACAUCUCGCUGCUCCUGCCCAGCAAGGGAGAGACCGCGCCCCACACCUUCUGCAGGGUGGACAAGAACCUCAACACCGGCAUGUGGGGUCCCGCUCUAUACCUGUGCUAUAAGAGAGCUGUGGCCAAAGCUAACGCCCUUGUGUACGAGGCUGGCCUGAUCAGCCGCUAUCCUGAGGCAGACCUGGAGUCCUUCCCCCUGCCCGACUCCGUGCCCGUCUUCUGCCUCCCGAUGGGCGUCACUGUGGAGAGCUGGCCCCUCAACACCAAGUACCAGCUGCCCGUUUUCUCCACCUUCGUCCUCACCUCCGCCUGCGGAGACAAGGUGUACGGAGCUGCUAUCCAGUUCUACGAGGCUUUUCCCCGGGAGGGGCUGUCGGAGCGGCAGAGCGUGCGCCUGGGCCUGGUGAGCGUGGUGGACCGUCGGCCCAUCACCAACCGCUCGGUGCAGGUGAAGAAGAGCAUCUGCGUGCUCUCGCACUGGCCCUUCUUCACCGUCUUCCAGAAGUUUCUCACCUUCGUCUACCGCUACUCCAUUUCCGGCCCCCACGUGCUGCCCCUGGAAAAGCACAUCUCCAGCUUCAUGCACAACGUCCCUUUCCCUUCCCCACAACGUCCUCGUAUCCUGGUGCAGCUCUCUCCCUACGACAACCUUCUUCUGUGCCAGCCUGUUUCCUCCCCUUUGCCCCUCAGCGGCGCCAGCUUCGUGAAGCUGCUGCAGAACCUGGGGCCGGAGAACGCCUGCGCCCUCCUGCUGCCGGUGCUGACGGAGAACAAGCUGCUCCUGCACUCGCUGCGGCCCGACGUGCUCACCUCCGUCAGCGAGGCGCUGCUCUCCAUGACGUUCCCGCUGAGAUGGCAGUGCCCGUACAUCCCCCUGUGCCCUCUGCGGCUGGCCGACGUGCUGUGUGCCCCGAUGCCCUUCAUCGUGGGCGUGCACUCCAGCUACUUCGACCUGUACGACCCGCCCCCGGACGUGGUUUGUGUGGACCUGGACACCAACACCAUCUUCCAGUCAGAGGAUAAGAAGCCGCUGUCGUGGAAGUCUCUACCAAGGAAGCACGGCAAGACCCUGCUCAACUCCCUCACUAACCUGCAUAAGACGCUGGAGAAGAUCUACACUCCGGGGCAGGAGGAGGCCACGCUGGAGUUCCUGCUCACAGACUAUGACCUGAUAUACGGGCGUCAGAAGCAGCUGGAGCUGGAGAUCCAGGAGGCCUUCCUGCGCUUCAUGAGCUGCCUGCUGCGUGGAUACAGGGCCUACCUGCUGCCCAUCACCCAGGCCCCUUCUGAGAGGACCACCGACUGCAGCUCGCUUUUCAACCUGCAGGGGUUCCUGAAGUCGCGGGACCGCACCCAGCAGAAGUUCUACACCCAGCUGACCCGCACCCAGAUGUUCACUCAGUUCAUCGAGGAGUGCUCCUUCGUCAGCGACAGGCACACCUGCCUGGAGUUCUUCGACGAGUGCGUCCAGAAGGUGGACGUGGAGAAACCGGAGGAGGUGCGGCUGGUGGACCUGGACGAGACCCACAGCGGGGAGCACACGGUCUUCAUCAUGCCCCCAGAGGAGCCGCAGGAGGCCGACGGCUCAGAGUGCCCUGCUCUGUACAGCUACGAGACCUUCCCACCCCUACAGCCAGAGCUGUUCGACCGGCCGCAGGACCAGCUGCGUGCUCCAGCCAAAGGCAGCGCCCCCAGUAGCCCCGCCCCACGACGCACCAAACAGGAGAUCAAGCUGGCACAGAGGCGGGCGCAGAAGUACAGCUCAGUGCCAGACAUGUGGUCCAAGUGCCUGCUGGGGCACUGCUACGGGCUGUGGUUCAUCUACCUGCCCACCUUCGUGCGGGCGGAGAGCGCCAAGGUGCGGGCGCUGCAGACGGCCUACGAGGUUCUGAAGCACAUGGAGACCCGCAAGGUGGUGCUGCCCGACGAGGUGUGCUACCGGAUACUGAUGCAGCUGUGUGGUCAGUAUGGGCAGCCGGUGCUGGCUGUUCGGGUUCUGCUGGAGAUGAAGAAAGCCGGCAUCACGCCCAAUACCAUCACUUAUGGGUACUACAAUAAGGCUGUGCUAGAGAGCAAGUGGCCCUCCACUAAUCAGGGUGGCCGUCUACGCUGGGCCAAGCUUCGAAAUGUGUUAAUGGGCGUGGCACAGUUCAGACAGCCAAUUAAACGGAGGCAGAAGAGUGGAUCAGUUGUAUCACGACCAGAUGUCGUCAGUGAGCGCCCUCCGAUGGCACGCCCCCACUCCAGUCUGGUUCGCCAGUCUAGCUGGAGUGGGUUGAGUGAAGGCUCCAGCCACGAAUCCCUGACCAGCCUUCUUGUGAAGAGCAACAGUCUGAACAGCAUGCAAUCAUCAACUGACAAGUCUAAGGUAUCCAAGAAGGGCCUGAUCCGCUGUGCGGGCACAGACGACGCCGCUGCUCGCAAGCCCCCUGCUGGCCCGCGCGACACUGCCACUUUACCCCUGCUGCCCCCUGCUGGCGGCAUGGUGCGGCGCAGCGAGGUGUGCCUCUCCACCUUCUACAAGGACUGCGCGGAGACGGCCGACUCUGAGCCCGACUGCGCCUGUGAGCCCGGGGAGAGGGAUAGCAGCCCCGUCGGCAGGGCCGCCGCCCCCAGGGAGACGCUGGGCCGGAAGGCGGUGGACGAGAACUGCAACAACGUGGCGUCGCCCAGCCGGGGGCUGGCGGGGAAGCUGCAGCAGCUGCUCACGCCCACGCGCCACCGCUCCUCGGUCCGACGGGCCGCCAGCGUGGAGGACCGGCGCUCGGCGGGCGGGAGCGUGCCAGCGAGACGCGUGUCUGAGCAGCGCCAGUCCCGCAAAGUGGCGGAGAGCCUGCUGAAGGCCAGGGAGCGGCUCUACAACGCCACCUCUGAGAGUUCCCUCUCAACCAGCAGCGACAUCGACACCGCUAAUUUAACCUUUCAGCUCAGAAAGUCCUGGGAUUCCACCCAGGAAGGAGCCGGGCUUGAGGUGGUGAUGUCCAGCUGCUCCCUCUGCCGGAGCUGCAACUCGCUGGUGUACGACGAGGAGAUCAUGGCCGGCUGGACCUCCGACGACUCCAACCUCAACUCCACCUGCCCGUUCUGCUCCGCCACCUUCGUGCCCCUGCUAAACGCCGAGAUCUGUGACCUGGGGCCCGUCUGCAGCUUGGAGCGCAACAACUGGAACCUGGAGGAUGGGCCAGAGGCUGGCACGGUGCCACCCGGUGGACAGGAGGGGUUCCUGCGGCACCUCCAUAAUGGUGUGAGCGAGGACUCCAGCUCAGAGACCAGCGGCUAUUCAGAGAACAGCAGCACCACCCUGGGCUCUUCGGUCGGCGGGCCGCCCCUGGUGACGGUGGCCUACCUGAGCCCGCUGGUGCUGCGCAAGGAGCUGGAGAGCCUGCUGGAGAACGAGGGGGAGGCCGUGCUCUCGCAGGGCCUGCUGCUCGACAGCCACUCCAUCAUCUUCUGGAACCUGGUCUGGUACUUCCAGCGUCUGGGCCUGCCCAGCAACCUGCUGCAGCUCAUCCGCUCCUCGCAGCUGGCCUCCCAGCUCUCUCAGGUGACCCCUCAGGGGCAGGAGAACUCAGCAGUGAGGGUGCGGUUGCUGUGGGACACUCUGACCCCCGAUACAGACCACUGGCCACCCCUCUACAUCCUCUGGAGGAUACACAGCGGGGUGCCCAUGCGUAACCACUGCUGGAGGAGACACAACCACCCCUUCACCCUGGCCUUCCUCGAGGAAGUGCUGCGCUGGGUCGGCAUGAAUGAGGUUCACAAGGCCAUCACUCUCUUCCUGGACACCGUCGCUAAGCAAACCGCCACUCCUCGGAUACAAAGGAGUCUGUACAGAGAGAUCCUCUUCCUCACACUGGCUGCUAUGGGCAAGGAUCAUGUCGCCGCGUUCGAUAAGAAGUACAAGGCCGCCUACGCCCGCCUGAGCAGCUCCGUGGGACGAGAGGAGCUGCGCAGGAAGCGAGCCCAGCCGCCCAGCCCCAAGGCCGUGGACUGCCGACGCUCCUUCCUGGUUCCGCUGGAGUGCUGAUCCCCGGCAGCGGGGGGCGACGCUGCGGCGCACACACACACACACACACACACGCAUGCACACGCACGCGCACUCACACAAUAAGACCAGCUGUCUCAGACAUCUUCCCAGUGCAAGCUGCUGUUACCAUUGCUAUAGCCUGGCCAUUCAAUACGAACACAUCUGCCUGUUAUGCCUUAUGGUGCUUUGGCCCAUAUACCCCAGUUCACCCUUAGGUUCUGUUGACCCAGGAAAUAGUCUGUUCUCUGUCCACCCCUGAGCUACUGCUAAAGGCUAGCCGUACUGCUGAUGUAGCCUGGCUCAUAUCUUAUAUCCACACUGUGCACCUCAUGUGUCUGUUCAUUUCCUGCCCUGAUUCAUAUCCUGCUCUGAAGUUCCAUUGCAGUCAGCCUGAUAUGAAGGUCCUUAAUGGUGAACUACUGUAUGGUGUUCAUUCAUGACCUUCAACCCCUCAGUCCAAAAACAGCUUUUGUCCAUUGUGGAGAGCAUAUUUAAGAUUUGAGGGAAAUUUUAAUUGCAUCGCUCCACAAUAUAUGUUUUUGAUUGGAUGGAUGUGUCUUUCUGUUUUGAAAUGGCACAUUUAAAAAUGAUGCAGGUCGUGUAAGGGGCAUAUUUUAAAGUGCAUAUGAAGUGCUAAUUAUACGAUCUAAAGAUAUAAAGUGCACAUAAAUUACUAACCAGUAUACAACUGUAUUCCAAAUAUGAACAGAUGACUGUGUUUUCCCCUCAGUAAGAAAUGCAUGCAUGACAGAGACCUGCAGUCUAACUUAAUGUACCCAAGUAAUAUUAUGGUAACCAGUCAUUACAAACCUGAGACCUGGACCCAAAUGUUAACUCCUUUUCCCAUAAAGCAUAGGAACUUACCGCUGCACCAGGUCUGUAUGACCAGGGCUGAACAUCGCUCACAGAUUGGAAACACAGCACUCGGUACAUGAACCAAACGAGGUUUGUUUUGGGAGAGAAUGGGUGCAAACUAUCUUAUACUUCCUUUACAGUAAAUUACUGUGAUCUCGAUUAUUUUGUACUCCGCCUCUCGUUAUUGCCGAACCCAGCCGGCUUUCUUAAUUUGCGGUGAAAUGGUGAGGCACAGUCGUUUACCACUUGGGGAGCUUGGUGGCAGCCUGCAUUGGCUCAUUGCUUGCGAGAUGCAGUAGGAAUUUUGGAUUGAUUCGCUUGUUCAUUAAGGGGAAUGUGGAGAUGCGGAGAGCAGCCCACAGGGCUCAGGACAGGACUUCCAGCCGGGGAAAGGGAAGGACUCGGCGGAAAAGAAGGGAUACUUGUGACAGAGAGGCGCUGCGGGGUGGUGGAACGGUGGAGGGCUACAGACACUGACGGUUGACCUGGUCAAAAGAGUCUGUCCAUCUCCCCCCGCCAAGGACACCUGCCCAGCUGGUGUUAACCAAACGACUUCACGGACUCAUUGAAAAGAUUUACGUCUUGUUUUUGUAUUAUAUUUUUUUUUUUGUUGAUGGAACUGUUUCUGUAUUGGGAUUUUUAUGCCUGGUGGAAGAGUGGGUGUGCUCAGAAGAACAAACAGUUCCUGUUGAACUGUUUGCGGGAGUAAUUUAAGGUGAUUGUGAGUAAAGAGGAGCGUUGAUGUUGAUGUCAUGUUUUACCCACAUCGUAUCCCUAGUUACCUCGUUUUACACUUAUUGUCCCCCGAUAAAUGUGAUGGGUAUGUUUGUGUCUUCUGCAGAUGUUUUUAUGGGAUUUUUAAAACCAUCUCAAAGUGUAGUAACUUGGGAAAUGUCUGUCAGAUGCUUUUAGAAAAGGUGAGCCAUUAAAGGAAACCUGCAGAGCGUGAACCACAUGCUAUAAUCUCCACAGGGCUGUGAAAUGUGUGGCCCUCUGACUUGCUGAAUCACCAGACCGAUCUGUUUAUUUUACAUCGACCUCAUAUCACCCAAAAUUCUGACAGUAAAUUAUUUUAACUGAUGAAUCGGCUGACAUUUUUGUUCCCCUGUCAGAUAAAUACUCAGAUUCUGCUAAAUAUGUAAAUAAUUGGUAUUUUCACACACUCAAUCUCAUUAAGUACAGUAGUUUAUUCUCGCUAAGUGCUUCUCCCUCUAUGCUUAAGAAAAAUGCUUGGGGAGAGUGGUUUGAAUUUUCAGUCUCUUCACAUUGUUGAUUGACAAUUUUGGGCAAGGCCAUUUUGUGCUGCUUGUGCCCUAGAAGCAUAGUUUAUUCAUUAAUUCUGACACAUCACACAACAUAUCAAGUGACAGACUUUAACAAGUUAUCCUGCAUUGUAGGUUGGAAUAAAUCAGGCUAGAUCUUAUUUUCAUUCACUGAAGGAAAAUGUAUCUUAACAGGUCCCUAGCGGUUAUUACCAUUAGUGAAGAUACUACAUGUUGCAAUAAAUGUUGGUUGAGAUUACUUCAUGGCACCACGGCUAAAGUGUGUUCCACACGAGGUCUUGGCCCCUAUAUCAGAAUACCUGACUAUUUUUGACUCAACUAAAACUGAAACUAUAUUUUAAAAACUACAAUUGAAUUUCUAAUUGUACUUCUCCUUGAAGCAUGGCUAUAUAGUCUGCAAUAGCACAGAAGUAAGAACUUUUCUGUUAUCAAGGGUUCCUAUUUGAAUCUGUGAAUGAUGCUGUUGUCAGGUUGAAGAAAGGGUGAAGUCAAGCUAGCAGUCAUUCAUUGCCACAACAUUCUGGAAAGAGAAAAAUAUAUUAAUUAGUGGCUGUAACUGAGUAAGUGGUCAGUUGGAGACAUCGCUUCUAGACCAUGCCUACUUAAGACAUGCAAUAAAAGACCAGAUAUAUAUUCAGCACAUUUGUUUGCUGCUUAACAGCUGAGCAAGUAAAGUCAGUCUCUCCUUCUGUAUGAAGGCACAGCUGCUGAGAGCAGCUAUGAGGUUGGUUUAUAAUGGUCUUAAAGAAAAAUAAGACCAUUUGAAAUUCCACCAAUGUUACUGUAUGUUGCUUUGAUGUAUGGACAUUGUCAAGGGAAAACGGCAAUUUUUUUUCUUGUCCAAAACUGUAUAGAUUAAAUGUCAAUCAAUGAGAAAAAAUUGUCCUUCCUAUACUUGUCCGGGUCACACCAAGGUUGACAAGGCUCUGUUUCGCAUGGGAGAGGCCUGACCAGCAGAGGGCAAUAUGCCAAUAUGAUUCAAGUCAACAACAUUGCAGUAGUGGAGUGGUGACCCAUUCUGGAGUCACAGAGACCCUACUUCUAAGGCUACUAUUUCAAAUGCAAGACUGCAAUUAUAAAGAGGGAAUUUCAAAUGUCACUUUUUAUUUUUUUAUGGGAAAAUGAAUAAUGAAGAAAACAGAAUUUUAUUUAAGAUUUACUUUUUAUGUUGUGUUUGCUGUUGUAAUUUAUAUGGCUGUGAUUUCUGUUGUAAAUGUCUGUUCUGUUUCGUUGUUUUUUAAAAGAAAGAACAAAGACCCCUCCACCCAAAUAA